AUGAAUCCCGGUUCAAGCAUGUCACUUUUUGAUGUGAAAAAACUGGAUUUUCAGAAUGCAAAAAAGCCAUUUGACCACUGUGAUAGGUGGGAAGUGAUGUCAGAUCGUUUCGUGAUGUAUCAGUAUGGAUUAGAUUCGGAUGUUCGACAGACCGUUUCCCUCCUUUUUGGCCAUCAGCAGCUUGAUUCCAUGAAAUACCUGGAGGAAAGGGACUAUCGACGGUCGUAA
Gongylonema pulchrum is the source of this 228-nucleotide messenger RNA. Lineage: Eukaryota; Metazoa; Nematoda; Chromadorea; Rhabditida; Gongylonematidae. The record is from the annotation of a GenBank genome assembly.